This is a messenger RNA of Triticum aestivum (bread wheat), 1280 nucleotides long. Its product is annotated as 7-methyl-GTP pyrophosphatase. The record is from RefSeq and is a predicted model, not a curated record. Gene Ontology annotation, molecular function: nucleoside triphosphate diphosphatase activity. Lineage: Eukaryota; Viridiplantae; Streptophyta; Magnoliopsida; Poales; Poaceae. Bases 238 to 870 code for a protein of 210 amino acids. The transcript has 9 exons.
CUGCUACACACUGCCACGCACACCGGUCAACCGUCAAAGAACUGACGAACCAGCUUUAGCGAUGGUCUACUCUUAAUCCCCUCUGCGUCUUAAACUACUACUGUCAAACUCGAACUCUGACAAACCCAAGGCUUCGGAUACUUGGAAUCCAAGGAAGCAGCAGAGCCAUUUAACAAUAUCUGAGCCUCUUCACGGUUCAGAUCCCUCACCCGAGCUCCGCACGAGAAGAAUUUAGGCAUGGCUUCCACCUGCAACAGCUCCUCAUCGUUCAAGAUCAUACUCGGGUCGUCGUCGCCGGCGCGCCGCGCGAUCCUGUCAGACAUGGGAUACGAGUUCACCGUCAUGAGCGCUGACAUCGACGAGAGGGCCAUCAGGAGGGAGAAGCCGGAGGAGCUAGUCAAAGCCUUGGCCGAAGCCAAGGCCGACACCAUUCAACUGAACCUUCGUAAUCGAGACAGCAGAGAUCUGCCUACCCUUCUGAUCACUUCUGACCAGGUUAAGGUGAGCAAAGGGGUGAUACGGGAGAGGCCGACAAGCACGGAGGAAGCCAGGGAAUUCAUCAAGGGGUACUCGGGUGAUGUAGCGUUUGCAGUGAACUAUGUUCUGGUGACCAACCUGAGCACCGGGGGUAGGAAAGGAGGUUGGGAUAUACCUGAGAUCUAUUUUCACCACAUACCAGACGAGUUCAUAGAAAAAGUCGUGAAGGAAGGAGGCAUGACUUGCGUGGCUGGGGGCCUUAGGCUGAUGCAUCCAUCAGCUUUGCCCUUCAUCAAGGAACUAGUCGGUACGAUGGAUAGUGUUCGAGGACUUCCAAGGAACCUCACCGAGAAGCUCAUUCGAGAAUCACUACAAGAAACUGUUGGAAUGUAGGAUGUCGUUAUUCUCUUUACUAUUCAAAUCUUACAAGGAGAUAAGAUGUGUACAAUCCAGGAGUCUUGCUCCUUGUUGUAUACUAGAACAAUAGAACAACCCAAUGUGUUCAAGUAAGAGUCUAGAAAAUUUCCAAAAAAAAGUAAGUCCAGAAACAAUUGCUUAAUAAAGGAGGAAGACCCCGGUUAGGGUGGUUUCCUAACUCUCCUUAAAUUGUUACACAUAGUAUAUUCAAAUCUUAUAAAACACAUAAAACCCUACCAUGAAAGGAAAUGAAGAAGUGAUACUUGUAUACUAUGCAUAUUGCACAAAUUUCCUCGUCAAAGCCUUGUAAUGAGAACUUUUUGGCAAAACUCGAACAAAAGAAUAGUACAAUUAUCCCUUUAGGUAUGUGAAGUUUCUACUCCUAC